This is a messenger RNA of Candoia aspera, 1351 nucleotides long. It is a transcript of the gene IRF9, whose product is annotated as interferon regulatory factor 9. Gene Ontology annotation, biological process: regulation of transcription by RNA polymerase II; immune system process. NCBI's taxonomy places the organism in Eukaryota, Metazoa, Chordata, Lepidosauria, Squamata, Candoiidae. The transcript is spliced from 8 exons. The record is from RefSeq and is a predicted model, not a curated record. Gene Ontology annotation, molecular function: RNA polymerase II cis-regulatory region sequence-specific DNA binding; DNA-binding transcription factor activity, RNA polymerase II-specific; protein binding. Gene Ontology annotation, cellular component: nucleus. Bases 1 to 1263 code for a protein of 420 amino acids.
AUGGCGACACCCAAGCGAGGUAUCCGAUCCACCCGGAAGCUGCGAGACUGGGUUGUGGAGCAGCUGGAGAGCGGGAUGUUUCCCGGCGUGGUCUGGGAUGAUCCCCCAGACAAAACCAUGUUCCGCAUCCCGUGGAAACACGCCGGGAAGCAAGAGUUCCGCCAGGAAGAAGACGCCGGUUUUUUCAAGGCGUGGGCCAUCUAUAAAGGAAAGCACAGGCCGGGGGAUUGCAGCGUAGCAGCUUGGAAGACACGCAUGCGCUGUGCUUUGAGCAAAAGCCCCGAGUUCGAGGAGAUGCCAGCAUGCUCCCGGAUGGAUAUCACAGAGCCUUACAAAGUGUAUCGCUUGGUACCAGCCUCGGAGCAGGCUGUGGUUAAGCAACCUAGAGCCCAGAAAACAAAGCCGGUAAAAGUAAAGGGUUCCAACAACUCUAAGGAGUGUGCAAGUCCCAGUGACUGGAUCCCGCAGCCAGCUGAUUCUCUUUCACUGCCGACAGUGGUGGAGACUUCUACCCCAGAAGCCAUGGUGAGCCACGGGUCCAGUGAUUUCUACGCUUUCACCUACCAGGGCGGGGAAGUCAGUCCUCAGGCCGGUGAAGCAGGUGGGGGAAUUCACAUUGCCUUGUUGUCCUUUCUCUCUUUCGUCUUUUCAGCACCCGACAUGAACGAGAUCAUCCUCAUCUUGCCUGAUUCCAGCCUCACCCUCAGUGCUCCUGCUAGACCAACAGAGGAAUUCUCCCUUUGCUUGUCCAUUUCCUACUUCGGCGAGCUGAUCCAGAAAUGCUUGCUCCCCGAAGGCGAAUUUCUGAUUACAUCUGUCGCCGCUUUGCCGGAUGGGCCAGCUAACUGCAUGAAUCGAAUAGUUCUGCCGCCCCCGGUUAAUAUAGCCGAUUCUCCAAAGCAGGAAGCUGUUCAGCGCUUGCUGAAGGACCUGGAAAAAGGUGUCAUGGUUGCCAGUAACCAUGAAGGAAUAUUCAUUCAGUGCCGGGGCACGGUCUGCAUCUCCUGGUGGGGCUUCCAGGCAACCGAGGGGCAGAGAAGGCUGGAGAAUAAUGCUUACCUGCAAAUGUUCAAGCCCAGAGAAUUCCGAGCAGCAAUGGAGCAGUACCAUCGGGGCCUUGCGCCUCUCCCGGAUCACCAGAUUGUCCUCUCUGUAGGAGACACACUGGAAGGAAAUAAAAAUAUGGACUGCAAGCCCAUCGUCAUUCAGAUGGAACAGGCAUUUGCUCUUCGGCUGCUCUGCCCCGUUUCCUCCUCCCUGUAGCAGAGACGGUUUCCUUUGUCUCUACCUCGUCUGCAGAAAACAUGACCUGAGAAUUUACAGCUUUUGAUUCCUGCCUUCUCCUGAGGAU